Pipistrellus nathusii (Nathusius's pipistrelle) is the source of this 1248-nucleotide messenger RNA. Lineage: Eukaryota; Metazoa; Chordata; Mammalia; Chiroptera; Vespertilionidae. The record is from the annotation of a GenBank genome assembly.
AUGUGGCGGAGCAGCGGCCUGCGGCUCGGAGCGCGGCUCUGCUGCCCUCGCGGCGGUGCACGGGCUCCCGCCGAGCGCGGCCACCGGAGCCUGGUCUCCUGCAUCGAUCCUUCCAUCGGGCUAAAUGAAGAGCAGAAAGGAUAUCAGAAAGUGGCCUUUGACUUUGCAGCCCGGGAGAUGGCUCCACACAUGGCAGAGUGGGACCAGAAGGAACUGUUCCCCGUGGACGUGAUGCGGAAGGCGGCCCAGCUGGGCUUCGGCGGGGUCUACGUACGGACAGACGUAGGUGGGUCUGGACUGUCCCGGCUCGAUACCUCCGUCAUCUUUGAAGCCUUGGCGACGGGCUGUACCAGCACCACCGCCUACAUAAGCAUCCACAACAUGUGUGUCUGGAUGAUCGACACCUUUGGCAAUGAGGAGCAGAGGCACCGGUUUUGCCCGCCGCUCUGCACCAUGGAGAAAUUUGCUUCCUACUGCCUCACGGAGCCAGGAAGUGGGAGCGAUGCUGCCUCCCUUUUGACCUCAGCUAAACGGCAAGGAGAUCAUUACAUCCUCAAUGGCUCCAAGGCCUUCAUCAGCGGUGGAGGGGAGUCGGACAUCUAUGUGGUCAUGUGCCGGACGGGAGGGCCAGGCCCCAGAGGCAUCUCGUGCAUAGUGGUGGAGAAGGGGACGCCUGGCCUCAGCUUUGGCAAGAAGGAAAAAAAGGUGGGGUGGAACUCCCAGCCAACCCGCGCCGUGAUCUUUGAAGACUGUGCGGUCCCUGCGGCCAACAGGAUUGGGAACGAGGGGCAAGGCUUCCACAUCGCCAUGAAAGGCCUGAAUGGAGGGAGGAUCAACGUCGCUUCUUGCUCUGUCGGGGCUGCUCAUGCUUCGGUCACCCUCGCCCGAGACCACCUCAAUGUCCGGAAGCAGUUUGGAGAGCUUCUGGCCAAUAACCAGUACCUGCAGUUCAAACUGGCUGAUAUGGCCACAAGGCUGGUGGCCUCGCGGCUGCUGGUCCGCAGCGCGGCGGUGGCUCUGCAGGAGGAGCGGGACGACGCGGUGGCCCUGUGCGCCAUGGCCAAGCUCUUCGCUACAGACGAGUGUUUCGCUAUCUGCAACCAGGCCUUGCAGAUGCACGGAGGCUACGGCUACCUGAAGGACUACGCCGUCCAGCAGUACAUGCGGGACUGCAGGGUCCACCAGAUCCUGGAAGGCAGCAACGAGGUGAUGAGGAUGCUGAUCUCGCGGAGCCUGCUCCAGCAGUAG